AUGCUUCGCCUCGCACUCCCCUUCGUACUCGCUGCUGUCACUCGCGGAGCCCUCGCGGCCCCAUAUACACCCUCGGGAGGACUGGGCUUCAACUCAACACCGGUUUAUCAGCCGAUGAGCGAUUUUGAUUUCCAGUCACUCGCGCUGGCACUGCACCAAGAGUAUAUCGAGCUCGAUUUAUUCCAUCACGGUCUCGCCAUGUUUUCCGACGCCGAGUUCGAGGCGGCGGGCCUCGGCGCCCACGACCGCUUCCUGAUUGAGUUCAUGGCGGACCAAGAAGUGGGCCACGCGACCCUCAUAUCAAACAUUCUUGCGGAUGCGGCGCCAAAGCAAUGCAAUUAUACGUACCCCUUCGAGAGCGUCCGCGACUUCGUAGAUUUCUCCCAGAAGCUCACGCGCUUCGGUGAGUCUGGGGUAUAUGGGUUCCUCGAGCACCUCGACUCCCGGGCAUCUGCCUCACUCCUUCUGGAGUCUAUCACCACCGAGGCGCGUCAGCAAAUGAUCUUCCGGCAAUUCGAAGGACUAUUCCCAAUGCCGGAGUGGUUUAUUCCUGGCAUCACACAGAGCAUGGCGUGGACGCUUCUUGCGCCAUAUAUCACCUCAUGCCCUGAGAACAACACGCACCUCGCAUGGCAGAACUUCCCCGCACUAAACAUCACAAACAACCCCAACGCUUCAGUUCUGACUAACGAGACGGGGCCUGCGAUCACGCAUAACCGGUCCACACCGUUGUCGUCUCCUGGGAUGACGGUCAACUUGACCUGGGAAAACCCGGGCCUUGCGGUCGGCCCUAACGGAUCGUACACGACGUCCACUAGCGCGGGCGAGCCUAAAUUCGUCGCGUGGAUAUCGCAAAUAAACACCACGUUCACCGACCUCACCAUCCUGGGCAACAACACGGGUUCGACCAUCCAGCCGGGCAGCGAGAUUUUCGGCAACAACACGUUCUCAACCAUCAACGGCACCAUGUUCAUCCUGAUCACGGAUGAUAGCCCAUUUGUCACCCCCUUCAACCUAUCGAUGCUCAACGACCAUGUUGUUGCCGGGCCAGCUAUGUACCAGUCUGGCUGA
Messenger RNA from Trametes versicolor FP-101664 SS1, 1071 nucleotides. RefSeq names its product Rds1 protein. The coding region runs from base 1 to 1071 and encodes 356 amino acids. The transcript has 8 exons. The record is from RefSeq and is a predicted model, not a curated record. NCBI's taxonomy places the organism in Eukaryota, Fungi, Basidiomycota, Agaricomycetes, Polyporales, Polyporaceae.